Molecule: messenger RNA, 7639 nt
Organism: Drosophila takahashii
Lineage: Eukaryota; Metazoa; Arthropoda; Insecta; Diptera; Drosophilidae
Product: ankyrin repeat domain-containing protein 50
Molecular function (GO): protein binding
Source: RefSeq, a predicted model, not a curated record
AGUGUUUGGUGCGGUGUAUCUGUGUUUAGUGCGUUCGCGUGUGCCUGUGUGCGUGUGUUUUUGAGCUCGACAACAAAUUAUCGUUUAAUUUUCUUCGAUUUUGCACAAACAACCAGCGAGGAACGAAGGGGGAUGUCCUUUCCACCACCCCUAGAAUCCGCCACCUAAGGUCAUAGGUCGCCAGCAGCAGCCAGGAGUCAACCGAGGAGCGGCUUAAGUGAAAGGCAGACAAAAGCCAACGAACCCGGGAGUCGGGAGCAAAACCAGACAGUUGGCAAACGGAUUACGCACAUCCUGUAGCUCAAAAAGCCAGCCAGCCAAGCUAUCAAGCCACAAUGUCUAAGCACACGGACAACGAUAAUCUGCGCAAUGACAUCUACGAAAAUCUUCCCUGUCAGGCGAUGUACAACGAUUCGGUGCGCAAGAUGCAGCAGCAGAAAUCUUCAUCCACAACGACGACGGCCAAUCCCAAUGCCAACUGCAUUUCUGGACCAGCUACCAACAACCAGCUGCCCAAAGAGAUGUUGUAUGCCACACCGCUGCGAAAAUCGGAUCGCUACAAGAGCGGCGAACGGAGUCGCUCCUCCGGAAAUCCUGCGGAGACCAAGCUGUCCAACUUUCGGGACUCCAAUCGACUGGCCAGCGCCCGCAACGGAAAUCCCGUUCAGAUCACUGAUUUAGAUGCGGAUGAGGACGAUAACCAGGUGGAUGGCUGUGCCUCGGGUUCCAAGUACAAUCGAAAUGAGCAGCAGCAAGGCGGCACUACAGCCAACCAGCAUUUGGAGGAUCGGCGCAUCCUGAACUUCCUCAAGGACACCACUCAGCUGCAGAAGAAGCUGGAGAUCACGGGUCGCGAUUGUCCCAAUGCCAGUUUUUCAAACCUGGCGAGGGAGGAGCACUUUGCCAACCUGGUGCAGCAGAAUUUUCCCCAGGAUGUGGCGCAUCAUUCAAAUGGGGAGGUGAAUGGAGGAUCAGCACCCGAGGAAGAUGGUCAGGAGGCAGCGGGUGGGUUAAAGCCCCAGCCAUCUGAAGAUACCGAUGGCAACCUGGAGGCUCUGAUGCAGCGCAAGGUGUCGCCGGACAAGGAGGUCAACGGACUGGUUCACCACGGCGGCCUGGAGCCGAACAAUCGGAUUGUGAGCACCGUUUACAUUCAUCGCGAGUGGGUGCUCAAGAAGAUUGCCCUCUGUUUGGAGCAGCGAACGGCGGGCAAGAAGCCGGUGCCGGUGGCUUUGGGAGCAGCCUCCUCCAGUUAUGUUUCGGCCCGGGCCAAGGCGGCGGCCAUCUCGAGUUCCAGCUACAAUGGCUGUCUCGUCUUGGGUUCAAAUGGCUCUGGGAAGACCUCCAUCUGCCAGGCCAUCAUGAAGGGCAACUCCGGGACCAAGGGCAUACUGAACAGGAAGCUGCUGGCCUGCUACCUCAUCGAAUCGCAGAAUCCCGAGUGCCACAGCCUCUCGCUCUUCAUGCGAAAGAUCGUGCUGCAGCUGCUCAGCCAUGCCUCGCUGAUCAGUCGCGAUGAGAGCCAGCGGAUCAUCGACGAGGGCUUCUCCUUCCUGCGCGACGAGGCCCAGCAGCAGGAGUUCAAGCUGGACGAGGCCAUGAACAACAUCAGCAUGAGCGAGAAUGCCGAGGAGCUGCUCAUCGAGGAGCUCAAGAGGGGAGCGAAUGAGUUAGACACCAAGGAGCUGGACAACUUCCAGUCGCAGCGCACCUCCACGGUUAAUAAGGCGACCAGGUCGAGCCUCACACGUCAGCAAUCGGAGCCGGCUCCAUUGCAGAUCCUCGAUGCGGAGGCAGUGAAUACGGAAGAGAAGCCUGGCAGUAAUUAUGGCACUCAUCCACCCAAGCGUGCCUCCCGGGAAAGGGGAGGUGAUAACGAGCAGGACAAGGACUUGGGCAGCGAAAAGGAGCAGCAAAGGGAGCCCAAGGAUCCUGUUAAAUCUUCGCCUGCCAAGAGCAAGUCCAAGAUUCCCGUGAAGCGAGGUCGUUCCGGCAGUGGAGUGCUCUCGCCCUCGAAGCUGGCCACGAUUAGCAAUGGCGGCGGUCAGUCCAUUCAGCAGGGCGGUGGCGAGGAUAUAGCCGAUCUUAGUACCGAUCAGGAGAAGCACGAAAUCGAGGCGGCCAUCAAGGAUGACAAAGUGGAGGAGGCACAAGCUCCUCCCAAGAUCUCCGAAGAAGAUAAACCGGAGGCGGAUAAGGAGCUAAAUGAGAUACUCAAAGAGGAACUAAGCAAGGAAGAAGAAACCAAGGAAGGAUCCGCUGAACCUUUGAUUGAUUUCACCGAGACCAAAGUGAAUGGCAAACCGGAAAAGGAGAAGGAGGAGGAGGACAAGGAGGAGGAACCACAGCUGCAGGCACCUCCAGUGCCAGGUGAGAAGCCCCGGAUGAGCACCAAUACUCUCCCACCACCGCUCCCGAAAACAAAGAGCUGCCGCACCAUCAUAGCCGAUGGCUACUACGAACUGCUGCUCUCCAAUCCGGAGAUCCUCGAGUGCCUCAGUGUGGACAACAUCGAGAAGAAUCCGGACGAGUGCUUCAAGAAGGCCUUCCUGUUUCCCCUGCUGGAACUGACUCCUCCAAAGACAGCGUUACUCCUGCUGAUAGAUUCAAUUGACGAAAACUACAUCAACGAGGGCAACCUGAUCUCCACUCUGAAAGGAGGCAGGGGCACAGCCACCAACCACAAGAGUCGCAAUGUGGCGGAGCUCCUCUCGAAUCACAUUCACCUCUUUCCCAAGUGGCUAUUCCUGGUCUGCACCACCAAGAAGCAGACCAAGCAGAUCACCAAGAUGUUCACGGGCUUCAAGAAGAUCACCCUCGAUGAUUUGCGCAAAUCGCAUGUGGUCAAGGAUGUGCAGGAGUACAUCAUCAAUCGACUGAACUCGGACUUCAAGGACAGCAUCAUGCUGACCAAGGAGAUCAUUGAGUCGCUCCACCAGCUGUACAUCAAGUCGAAUGGUUGUAUCUUGUAUCUGGAGAAGGUUCUCCAUGGCAUCAAGGAUAACUUCUUUAGUUUCAGGGAGAUCAAGUUGAUUCCCUGCACCCUAAAUGGUUUGUAUUUGUACAUCUGCCAGAAGUCCUUUAACAAGAAGCAGUACAUGAAGAUCCGUCCUUUGUUGAAUGUCCUGCUGGCCUCCUCCGGUUACGUGGACAAGCUCUUCCUGUUCAACUGCCUGCGCACCCACAACUACACCAUCGAUUGCCAGGAGUUCGAGAAGCGUCUCCAGUUGAUGCGCAACAUCCUGGCCUACGACUCGAAUGCCCAGCGCCUGAAGAUCUUUCACAACUCCUUUGCCGAUUGGCUGGUCGAUGUCAAGUUUGCCACCAAGAAGUUCAUCUGCGACGUGAACGAGGGCCAUGUGAUGAUCUCCAUGUACUAUCUUCUGGUUGCCGACACACUCUGUGCAAAUACGGUGCGUCGGUUUGCCUACCAUCUCAUCCGAUCGGGCGAGUAUCUGACCAGCCGGCAUGUGGAUAUGGAUCUCAUCCUGAUGCUGCUGGAAUCGAGGCUUAACCUAAGCGACUGCUUCUACACGAACCAGAUGAACUGCUGUGCCCAGUGCGAGCAUGACUUCAAGUACGACAUGAACUUUUUGCCCAAGACGCGGGCCAUGUUGGAGCGAUUCCUGGCCAGCGAGCUGAGCGAACCCUUCGCCCAGUUCCUGUGCGAUUUCUUCAAGCCCAGUUUGCCCACGGAUGCCAAGAUGCUGAAGCUGCUCAUCGAGACGGGCAUUAAUAACGCUGAGUCGCAGAACUCCUGCGAAUCCUCGCUGAUGUCGCCGGAACUCUCGGAGAAGUCGCAAAACAUAGACUUUGAGCUGGCCGACCUCCUGUUGUCCAGCGAGAAGAGCUGCCUGCUGGAGACGCAGCGGGCAGGCAGUCCCUCGGAGCACAGUGAGCCGCCGGCGGAGAGCCAGGACGAGAAUGCCUCGAGCACUUUGCACCAGCUGUCCGAUUCGCAUCACAUUGAGCUGCACAAGGGCAAGGCCCUCAUCCACAUCCUGGCCAACGAUGGCAAUCACCAGUUGCUGGAGAGGGCUUUGAAUGCCUGCAAGAGUCCCAUCGAUCUGGAGAUUGAGGAUUACAACGGGCAGACUGCCCUGAAUAUAGCCGCUAGGAAUGGCCAUUUGGAGGUGGUGAAGCUACUCUUGAGCUUCUCGCAGCCCUGCAACGAUGGAACUGGGCGGAUGAAGCGGGUGGAUGUCAACCAUGCCGAUCGCGAUGGCUGGACACCGCUGAGAUCGGCCUCCUGGGGCGGCCACAGUGAGGUGGUCCGUUUGCUGAUUGCCCAGCCGGCGUGUAAAAUCGAUCUGGCGGAUAAGGAGGGACGCACUGCAUUAAGAGCCGCUGCCUGGAGUGGCCACGAGGAUAUCUUAAAACUACUCAUCGAAUCGGGUGCGGAUGUCAACUCGGUGGAUCGUCAGGGACGCACUUCCCUGAUAGCCGCCUCCUACAUGGGUCACUACGACAUCGUGGAGAUUCUCCUGGAGAAUGGAGCUAAUGUGAAUCACUUGGACCUGGAUGGACGCAGUGCUCUAUGCGUGGCCGCCUUGUGUGGCUCCUCUGGUUACAGCAAGGUCAUCUCCACGCUCCUCGAUCACGGGGCCAACACAGAUCAGCUAGACAACGAUGGCAUGUCGCCGCUGCUGGUCAGCUCCUUCGAGGGCAACGCCGAGGUGUGCGAGUUGCUCCUGGAGAAUGCCGCCGAUCCGGACCUGGCUGACUUCAUGGGACGCACUCCUUUGUGGGCCGCCUGCACGGCGGGACAUGCCACCGUAGUCAAGCUGCUGCUCUUCUGGGGCUGCGGCAUCGAUUGCAUGGACUCCGAGGGACGAACGGUGCUCAGUAUUGGCGCCGCCCAGGGAAAUGUGGAGACUGUGAGGCAGCUGCUCGAUCGGGGAUUGGAUGAGACGCACAGGGAUAACGCGGGCUGGACACCGCUGCACUACGCCGCCUUUGAGGGAUUCCACGAGGUGUGCCUGCAGCUGCUGGAAUCGGGUGCCAAGAUCGAUGAGUGCGACAAUGAGGGCAAAACCGCCCUGCAUUUGGCCGCCCAGGAGGGAAGGCUCCACUGCGUUCAGGCGCUGCUCGACAUUCACUCCAGUUUCGUGGAUCAGAAGGCUCAUGAUGGCAAGACUGCCUUUAGGCUAUCCUGCUUAGAAGGCCACAUGGACACCGUGGAGUUCCUGCUUAAGUUCUGCUGCGAUGUCAACUCCAAGGACGCCGACUCGCGCACCACUCUCUACAUCCUGGCACUCGAAAACAAGCUGGAGAUCGUGAAGUAUCUGCUGGACAUGACCAAUGUGGAUGUGAAUAUACCAGACAGCGAGGGGCGAACGGCGCUGCAUGUGGCCGCCUGGCAGGGUCAUGCCGAUAUGGUCAAGACCCUGAUCGAGGCCGGAGCGGAUGUGAACUCCAUGGAUCUGGAGGCCCGCACGCCACUGCAUUCGUGCGCCUGGCAGGGCAACCACGACGUGAUGAACAUCCUGCUCUACUACGGAGCUCUGGCGGAUCACGCCUGCAAGCAGGGAGCCACUGCGCUGGGCAUUUCCGCCCAGGAGGGCCACGAGAAGUGUGUGAUUGCCCUGCUGCAGUUCGGAGCAAAUCCCUACAAGUCGGAUCACUGCGGACGCACGCCCAUCAAGCUGGCGGCCAAGUCGAGUCGCACCAGCAUCCUGAAGAUCUUCGAGAGCUACACCAAAAAUGAAGCUAGCAAUCCCAACGAGCCCAAGUUCCAUGCCCAUGCCAGCAUGCUGAGAUCUCCUGAUCAGCCGCCUGCUCUGCCGCUCCACCAGAAUCUGGCCCCCUAUCCGGCCCAUGCCUCCGCCUCCUCGGUCUGUUCGGCGGCCACCACGGCCACGGUGCACAAUGGCAGCCACCUGCACGUCCUCAAUGCCUCCAGUUCCACGCACAGCUCGAACAACUUCUACCAGAACACCAUGCAGUCGGACACGAGCAGUUUGCACAAGCGCAAGAGCGUCAUCUCUAGUCAGUCCACGGGCAGCAGCAAUGAUCAAGCGCCGCUUACCUUCACCCAGCAAUUGCAGCGACAAAGCAAACUGAGCUCACGCAACAAUCUGAUGGUCAACUCGGAGCAUGCCUCCAGUUCGGGAGCGGCAGGACACAAAUCCAGUGGCGGUGGUGGUGGAGGCGGAGGUGCCCAGCGGCACUCGCAGGUGCUGCCCGAUCUCAGCGAGCAUCAGCUUGCAUCCAACAUGACCAACGAGGCGGAUAUGUACGACAUGGAGUGCAUGUCCCCUCUAUAUGCCACGCCCCCGCAUUCGCCUAGCAGCGAGUUGAGUUCACCCGGCCAACUUCCGGGCCUGAAUGCCUUCGCGGACGACGAGCGGGCCGGAACUAGCGGUGCAGGUGCCAAGCUGCCGGAUAAUCACUUCGCGCGGGACACGCACAUGCGUAUAAUUCUGGGCAACCUCAAGGAGAAUCAGCCCAGCUCCUCGGGCAAAAGCAAGCGCAGCGGUGUAUCCAGCAAUCCGGCAAUGCGGCUCAUCCGCAGUCGCUUCGAUGCCGCCUCCCAGUUGAUCCGGCGCACCAACAACAUACUCUCCUCCAGCAGCAAUCAGGGCUCUUCGAGCAUCAGCGUCAAGUCGGGCACCUUCCAGUGGCGCAAGGAGAGUCAGAUGUAAACACCACCAAAACACCCAAUUGCAUACUCACCCCUUAAAACCUAAUUUAUUUGUACUUUUGAUAAAGUAUUUGUUUUUUGUGAUAGUUUCAAUUUUAGUAAACUUUUUAAUAUGUAUUCUCUGAUUUAACUAAAUAUAUUUAGGCAUACUACCUACAAAUACGAAGUAGUUUAAGGCAUGCUAAACACCCAUAUAUAGAAUACUUCAUUACCAUUUUUGGCAUGCGAAUUGUAGCAGAUUCUUCUUCAAUGUAGCGAAAAAAAAAAAAAAACUAACGAAAUUUGAAAUAGAUCGACGACGACGACACGAAUGUAUACUUAAGAGAGCGCUCAGACCACAGCACUGUUCUCAGAAUUAAUUUUAAAGUAUUUAUUAAAUCACCUUGGCUUAUAAUUUAACUAUAAUUACAAUAAUUUACGCUGGAUCAGGACGACUUCCUGCUCCGAAAGCCAUACUACUCCAAUGCGCAUUUAUUGGCAAUCGGCUAUAGGAAUGUAAUUUAUUUAUACGAGCUACUUUUACAAUUACUUCUGCUUACGUCAAUUCCUUUAAAUGCAGUACCCCAAAGUACCAAAAACCCAUUAUCCCUUCCCUUCACUCGAAGAUCCCAGAGAUACGAUAUAUGUGUAUUAUAUUGCUCGCACCCUGAACUCAAAGCGGUCCGUUCCUGUACCUAAACACUUGUCACUAAUUUUAUGUAACCCUUAAGCCGGACACACCAAUCGAAUACGAGAAUACACAGCAAAGGCAUUAAUUAAAUAUUUUCUGAAACUCUACUCCCCACUGCAAAGCAGCAAAUCACACAGAUCACAGAAACACACAGAAAACAACGCACUGGGCUAAAUCCAAAAUGGAAAAAACGAAAGAGAAAAGUUGAACAGCGAAAUGUUAAUGAACAGAACAAAAAGAACCUAAUUAAUUGUUAACGAAACCUAUAAAAUACCGCAGAAUACAAUUGUUUAGAUAUACAUAAAUAUAUAUAUUUCAAAAGCAUA